Nycticebus coucang (slow loris) is the source of this 1400-nucleotide messenger RNA. RefSeq names its product transcription elongation factor A like 2 (gene TCEAL2). The coding region runs from base 483 to 1214 and encodes 243 amino acids. The transcript has 3 exons. The record is from RefSeq and is a predicted model, not a curated record. Lineage: Eukaryota; Metazoa; Chordata; Mammalia; Primates; Lorisidae.
UAGGAUCCCCGAGCAGCCGGGAGGAGGCUAGGGAAGGGAUCUGGGAGAUUGGUGACCUGGAGGUGGGGACACAGAGUGAGCGGGGACGGGAGGGCCCCCCAGCAGGUCAGCUAGCUUCCUCAAUCCUCCUCCUGUGAGCACCCCCUCCAUUUUAGAUCAGGAAAUUGUGGGGGGCACCCCCGCAGUGCGACAGCGAAACGCAGGCAUAUUCUGGAAAUAACCCCCUCUCACACUCCGCACCUAUGAAGGCAAAUUGACCUCGGUGAAAAGCGGGUGGGAUGGAGCAGGUUGCCUCCAGGGGAGGAGACACGAGACCCAAACGCAAUUUGAAAGCAUCUCAGUCUGGCGCUCAAGGCCUGGAAAGAAAUGGCGGCUGGGAUGCGGAGAGGUCUCCGUGUCUGUUCCCGGCACUCUGCGAGGCCUGAGGAGGAGCAACCUGUCCAGAAUCUCUGCAGGAUACAAAAAAGAGGGGAAAUCUCAACAUGGAAAAACUCUACAAUGAAAAUGAAGGAGUGCCUUCACACCACCAAAUGAUGGAAAAUGAGGAACAGCCACAGCAUGAAGGAAAGCUAGAAAGUCUGGAAAAUAAGAAUUUAGAAAAUGAAGGAAAGACAGAAAACAAAGGACAGACAGAAGAUGAAGAAAUAGAGAAUAAAGAAAAAUCAGAGAAUGAGGGAAAGGCAAAAGAAGGAAAGCCAGAGAGUGAGGGGAAGUCAGAAAGUCAGGGAAAGCCAGAGGCAGAAAAUCCAGAGAGUGUUGGAAAGCAGGAGCAGGAGAGAAAACCACAGAGUGAGGGAGAGGCAGAAAAUCCAGAGAGUGUUGGAAAGCAGGAGCAGGAGAGAAAACCACAGAGUGAGGGAGAGCCAGAUAGUGAGGAAGAGCCAGAGAGUGCAACAGGGGCUGCAAGAAAGCGUCCAGCUGAGGAUGACAUACCCAGGAAAGCCAAAAGAAAAACCAACAAGGGGCUGGCUCAGUACCUUAAGCAAUAUAAAGAGGCCAUCCAUGAUAUGAAUUUCAGCAAUGAGGACAUGAUAAGAGAAUUUGACAAUAUGGCUAGGGUGGAGGAGAAAAGGAGAAAAAGCAAACAGAAGUUAGGGGCAUUUUUAUGGAUGCAAAGAAAUUUACAAGACCCCUUCUAUCCCAGGGGCCCAAGGGAAUUCAGGGGUGGCUGUAGGGCCCCAAGAAGAGAUACUGAAGACAUUCCUUAUGUGUAGGGUCCAUGCAGGCAUUUACCAGGCUCUGUGCUUUAACCUUACCAUUUUGCUUUAGGCACCUCUCUUAUUAUCAGCAGCCUUUUAACUCAACUGCAAGGUUUGCUUUAGAUUUCAGUAGCCAAUUUUCACCAUGUUCAUUGCAAAGAUGUCAUGAUUCUUGAAAAAAAUAAAGCAGCUUAUAAUGUC